AUAUAUUAGCAUAUAUAUAUAUCUGAAACAUUAUUAUUCUGUCUCUGAACCUCAUGAAUGUAGCUAAGCUAAAAAAACCACUAAUAAGCUCAAACGUGUCAGAUAUGCACAUAUUUUUCAGUUGGACUCCAUGUGUUACUGUACUCCAGCCAGAGGUGUUUCUGGAUGAUCAAUCUCAGAGCGUCUUUUAUUCUUUCUUCUGCUGUUAGUGGUGGGUCACACACUUCACCGAGUCCCGGGACCUGAAGGAAACAGACCGGCUGCUUCAGGCACAGGUUAACGCUUUUAAACCAAACAGAGGAGAAGGAGAGUUUGAUCUUCACUCAAUGAAAUCUGACUCUUCAUUCACUCGCGCUCGUGCCCUCGGAGGGAACAAAUGUCAAUACGACAUAAUGGAGCGUACGGACAACUUUCAUUAGCGCUCUCAUCUCGCCUCGCGCUGAUUGACAGUCGGACACUUGGCGUUGCGGCGCGCGCGGCGGCUCCGCGUCUUCAGAGGACCCCCGUCUCGUUUUUGACCAUUUCGAGAGUCCGCAACCCGCCGAGCUGAUAUGCGCAGGGCGGCUUUCCUCUGCCGGUAACCUCAGAAAUACAACAGAGACACUUUCGCGUCGUUCCCAGCCAGCUCUCUUCAGAAACGCGCGGAGAUGGAUCUUACGGGACUCUACCUGCUUCAUCUCAGCUUCGCCGCCCUGCAGGUGAUGCUGUCUGCGGGGAGAGACUGUCUGACGGCGGGAGACACCUGCUCCGGGGACGACACCUGCAGCCCGCGGCUCCGGACCCUGAGGCAGUGCGUCGCCGGGAACGGCAGCAUGAAGCUGGGCCCCGGGGCCCGCAGCCAGUGCGCUAAUGCUGUCUCGGCCCUGCUGUCCAGUCCUCUCCAUGGCUGCCAGUGCAGAAGAGGCAUGAAGAGAGAGAAGAACUGUCUCAGCAUUUACUGGAGUCUCCACCAGUCCGGCAUGCAUGGGCUCAACCUGGUGGAGAACUAUCCGUAUGAAGAGACAGAGAAAGGCUAUGACUUUGUCCGUCUGGCCUCCAUCACCGCAGAUUCUGAGCUGGGCAUGACGACAGUGAACCGCUGCCUGGACGCGGCCAAAGCUUGCAACGUCGACGACGUGUGCCAGAAACUGCGCACCGAGUACGUGUCGACGUGCAUCAAGCCCUCCACCAAGUCGGGUUUGUGCAACCGGUCGAGGUGCAACAAGGCCCUGCGGCGGUUCUUCGACCGCGUGCCUCCGGAGUACACCCACGAGCUGCUCUUCUGCCCCUGCAGCGACAUGGCCUGCUCAGAGAGACGGCGACAGACCAUCGUGCCCAGCUGCUCCUACGAGGGAGAAGAUAAACCCAGCUGCCUUUCCCAGAUGAGGAUCUGUAAGGCCGACUACGUCUGCAGGUCCCGUUUGGCCCAGUUUCAGUACGACUGCCAGCCAGAAGAGCGUUCUGCCAGCGGCUGCAAACAGGGCAACUACGCAGCGUGUCUCAUUGCUUACACUGGACUGAUAGGCAGCCCGAUCACGCCUAACUACGUGGACAACUCCACAUCCGACGUGUCUCCCUGGUGCUCGUGUUCAGCCAGCGGGAACCUGAAAGAUCAGUGCACGGACUUCCUGGACUCUUUCACCAACAACGUCUGUCUCAGGAACGCUCUCCUGACGUUCGGGAACGGACUGGACUUCACGCCCACUCCCACCCGAGCGGCGCGGUUCAGCCCAGCGACGGAGCGAGGGCCGAGGAGGACCGCUGCGUUUGUCACGACGGAGACCGAACAGAGCGCUCUGAGCCCGGCCGGACCCACACAGGACUCUGUGAAGGUGAGGCUUUGGUCCGACUCGACGGCGUCCUUCGACACGCAGCAGAACUCGGCUCGUGUGUUUGGCGCGGCGCCGCUCGUCUGGAUGUGCGUGUUCCUCAGCUUCUCGCUCGGCUGUGAUCAGUAAACAGACUCAAGGCGUUCGGGACAUCUAUUCCGACCGGCCCGUGAUUUUGGACCAAACCGUAGCCCGCUCGGCUCCGGAGCUGGAGAAACUGUCCACGCCGGCCUCAUUUCUCUAACAUCGAAGUCAUCGUGUUAUCUGUUUCUGUGGAAGCGCCGGUUAAACCUCCAGAAUCCGACUUCGCGAGGCACUUUUCUAGAAACGAAUGUGGUCGGUCGAACACAAAGACCCUCGGGAAACCUGCCUGUACAUAUGUACAUAGAGUCACACAGAGUCGACAUGAACCUGUGCUGUUCAUUGAGAGUUUCGGUGUCAAAUCAUAUUUUUGUGGGGCGGGGAGCCAAUUCAAAAGUUUCUAAAGGCCAAAUAACCUUCUAGCACUCCAAAAUCAAUUCCUGGGAGAAAUGAAGCUUUUUCUCCUUUUAUAGUUCCGGAGAUCCCCUCGAGGAAAGCGGCGAUUUAAUAUCAUUCUGUUCAACUCGACUGAAGAGAAGACAUAGGUUAUUUCUGAUCAAUAAGAGAAUGGGAAUGCUUUGGGUGCUCUACCUAAAGCUCAUAAUGUGCUACUGCAAAUAACCGAUUUUGGAGACUAAAGAUUGUUGUGGCAUCUCCGCAGCUGAUUUUCUGCCCGGUACUGUGUGUUUAUGUAUAAUACGAUGUGUUUAUGAGGGGUCCCGGUGGUUCUGGUGGGGAAUAUGAGGGCUGGGAACGUGGUAGGGGAGGCGUUUCCCGCUCCGGCCGCUGCUAAGAAAGCCCUUGAUGUUUAGGAAGGCUGGGAACCUCAUUAUGGAACAUUCUUUGGUUCAUCAUAUGGCACUAAUAAAAGAUGCUGGUUCAUUUAAA
This is a messenger RNA of Puntigrus tetrazona (Sumatra barb), 2777 nucleotides long. It is a transcript of the gene gfra4b, whose product is annotated as GDNF family receptor alpha 4b. The record is from RefSeq and is a predicted model, not a curated record. Gene Ontology annotation, molecular function: signaling receptor activity. Gene Ontology annotation, cellular component: signaling receptor complex; external side of plasma membrane. Lineage: Eukaryota; Metazoa; Chordata; Actinopteri; Cypriniformes; Cyprinidae. Gene Ontology annotation, biological process: nervous system development.